UCCGCGGGGGGAGCCGCCGCUAGGGCCGCGCUGACGAUGUCGGGGCAGUCGAUCACCGACCGCAUCACGGCGGCGCAGCACAGCGUCACCGGCUCGGCCGUCGCCAAAGCUGUCUGCAAGGCGACGACUCACGAGGUGAUGGGCCCCAAGAAGAAGCACCUGGACUAUCUAAUACAGUGCACAAAUGAAAUGAAUGUGAAUAUUCCACAGUUGGCAGACACGCUCUUUGAGAGAACUGCGAACAGUAGCUGGGUUGUAGUGUUCAAAGCUCUAAUUACAACACACCACCUCAUGAUGUAUGGAAAUGAGCGCUUUAUCCAGUAUCUUGCAUCCCGAAACACUUUGUUCAAUUUAAAUAACUACCUGGACAAAAGUGCCAUGCAAGGCUAUGAUAUGUCUACCUUCAUUAGGCGAUAUAGCAGAUACUUGAAUGAAAAAGCACUUUCAUAUAGACUUUUAGCAGUUGACUUCACCAAAAUGAAAAGAGGGAUAGAUGGAGUGAUGAGAACCAUGAAUGCUGAAAAGCUUCUGAAAACCCUUCCAAUCAUACAGAACCAGCUUGAUGCACUCCUUGAUUUUGAUGCAAAUCCAAAUGAACUAACAAAUGGUGUUAUAAAUGCUGCCUUUAUGCUCCUCUUUAAAGAUUCCAUUAGACUUUUUGCAGCAUACAAUGAGGGGAUUAUUAAUCUUUUAGAAAGAUAUUUUGAUAUGAAGAAGAACCAGUGCAAAGAAGGCUUGGAUAUUUACAAAAAAUUUCUAGCCAGAAUGACCAAAUUGUCAGAAUUCCUCAAAGUAGCAGAGCAAGUUGGAAUUGAUCAGGGUGACAUUCCGGAUCUUACUCAGGCACCCAGCAGCUUGCUUGAAGCACUGGAACAGCAUUUGGCUUCUGUGGAGGGAAAGAAAACAAAAGAAGUCUCCGCUGCCAGCAGAGCUAGUGCCCUAUCCAGUGCUGUUUCCACACUUGCCAAUACAGGAAUGUCAUUUAGCAGGAUGGAUGAGAAAGAAAAGCAACAGGCAUUGGAGGAGGAACAAGCUAGACUGCAGGCACUUAAGGAGCAGCGAUUAAGAGAGAUUUCUGUAGUAUCAAAUUCCACAUCCACAUCAGCAUCCCCAAGCACCUUAUCAGGGAAAAGUGUGAAUACCACUGCAGCUGUUGACCUCUUUGCAGUACCAGCACCCACAACAAACAGCAUGCCCAACCUUUCUAGUGAUCUUUUUGAUCUUCAGCCUGCAUUUGUUCCAACUGUGCAGAGUACUCCAGCUAUAUCAACAUCAGCAAGCAGUGCUUGGGGAGGUCCUUUCUCGUCCUCAAAUGGUUGUGUUGGUUCUCCACCUCAUCUGGACAUCUUUGACAUGAAGCCAGUUGAAGAAGCUGUAAAAUCUACCACCCCUUUCAUCAAUUCUACUUUUUCCUCCAAACAAACGGUGGAACUGUUUAGUGAUGACUUUAGUGGUCAUAAACCUACAUAUGCUUCUGUGUAUCAUCCUCUGACUGUUGAUGGUUUUCCUCUUCAUUCAGCUCCUCCAAGUACCACCUCUUCAACAAUUAAUGUGGACUUUGAUGCUGUUUUUGGAGGAAAAUCUACAGCACCAGAGUACAGAACUACAAGUGAUGAUGUAUUGCAACCUACAGUACCACCACAAAGUCAAAGAGCCACUUUAGCCAACCAGCAAAGCGGAAAAAUUUUGGCAAAUGACCUCGAUUCUUCACUUGCUAAUCUAGUGGGAAAUCUUGGCUUUGGAGGAACUCCAUCCAAAAAAUCAGAUAUGCAGUGGACCCAGCCUACAGAGAAAAAACUUACUGGUGGAACAAACUGGCAAGCAAAAACAAGCACAUCAACCACGUGGAACCCUACUCCCUUACCCACUAUUCCACAUAUGGUACCUGCUCCUAUCGCAUACCCGUUGACCACACCUCAAGUGCCUGUAUAUGGAAUGGUACCUCCUCAGGUUGGAGCUGCUCCUUUGAUGGCACCCCAGUCAAUGAUGUAUACGCAGCCUGGUCUAAGGCCAACAAAUCCGUUUGCACCUGUUUCUGAAACUCAGAUACAGUUUAUGUAGAGCCGCCAAAGCAGCAAGAUGUGAGAACAACCAAAUACUGCAGAAAACUGUAUUUUAUUGAGGUUGACUCAGAAGGUGCAAGCUGGAUUAUCAUCUUCAAAGCUGAGAAGAGGGGUUACAUGGUUGCUCUACAACCUUAUUCAUCAGUGGAUUACCUUAGGAAGUUAACUGAGGAUGUCAAAGCUGUUUAUUUUCUCCAUAAAUUCUGUGGCUGUUGUAACCAAGACACAACACAAAUGAAGUUGAGCAAUAAAAUUUUUAUGUGCUCUAAUAAAUACUCUGAUAGAGCAAUGCUUGCAUUAUCAUAAGGCCAAUAUUGUGUGAAAUCAGACAGCUUUUUCACAUUAGGAUAGCUUAUAGUAAUUUGCAAACUUUAUAAUGUGAGUUUGAAAUGCUGUGAAUCAACAAGAUAUAUACAUAUUACAUAUAUAUAUAUAGUAAAAAUAAUAAAUUGCUCCAUUGGUAUGUCAGUGUUACACGGCUAGUUGAAAGAGCCAGGCUCUGAUAUGGGCUGAAAGUCUGUGACGGAGUAGGAAAAACAAGUAUGUUACAGAACAGCGUGUGCAGCCUCCAACAGGUGACAGUAGCUGCACUUCCAUCGAGUAUCUUCUCUGCAGCUAGCAUCUCUCAUAGCUCACGGAAGAGUCGCUUUGGGAGCCAGUGAAUGUAGGUAUCCCCAACAGCAGCAAAUGGGAGCAGUUUGAAAAUCUUGUUGUUAACUGCGAAAGAGGCAAGAGAUCCAAUUUUUUUUUUUUUUUAAAAGUCCAUUAGGUCAAAAGAAGCAAACCUUGCAAUAGUGCUGACACCUGUGAACUGGCAACUAUAUUGAAAUUAUCCAGUUGUAGAGAAUAGCUUGUGCUGCUUUUCUGAAAUAUGAACCUAGUUGUAAACCAUAUAAAAGCAAUUAUUUUUAAAUGUGUAAAUAUGUGCAAACUUUUAGAUAAUCUUUUCUUUAAUGCUGCAGUAAUCUUUUUCUUCUGUAGUAAUUUCAAGGUAAAAAUGCUAUGUUAAGAAAUCUGGACUCUUUUUCAGAGGAAAAUCUUUUAAAUCAACUAAUUUAUGAAGUAUGUUAUUCAUGAUGGGUCAGAUGUGUACAGACUUCUGGCACAUCUUUUGUAUUUAACAAUCUUCCUCCAAAACUGAAAUCGGCUAUGAAAAUGCCUUAUCUUGUAUUUUUCAAUGUCUGAUGAAAAGUGAUAGCAUUAAAAAAAAAAGUUAAUAACACGUAAAUGGAAUUGGGAGCAACCUUUUUUCCAGAAGUGUUGUGGCAGUAUACAAUGAAAAGCUCUCCUGUAAAAUGACUUCUACUAAUGAUUAAUAUUAAAGCUGAGUUUUCAAAAAAUGAAGAGUUUUCUAUUGUUACAAUAAAUAGACCUCCAGAGUAGCAUGUCUUUUAUCUUUUUGGGGAGUCUAUAAUUGCAGAAAUAUCUCUUGACUCUCACUAUAAAUGCAGAUAGGCCUGAGAAUCUUGUCAAACUGUUCUGUAGAGAACUUCUAAAAUACAGCACUUUCAUCAUAGUGGGAACAAGCCUUCUCUUUUCCUCUUUUCUAAAUGCUUAAUUCUGUCCAAAGAGUGCAAAAGUAGUAUUUUUUCACCCUAUGGAAAUAUUUUUGCCAAGUGAAACAACUCAAAAGUAACAAAAUAAAAAACCACCCCCCAACCCUUGGAAUCUGUAACCACUAACUCCCUGGGAAAUGCAACCUUGCAGAAAUUUCAAACUCGGAGUUUCUGAAUGUGUAUUGAUUUUAAAUGAAUUUGGACCGGUAUAUAGCAAUUUAAUGUUCAAGUUUGAAUUACAAAGGGCUUCAAGCUUUAGUCCACCUUUAUUGGGUUGAACAAUUGUACAAUUUUAAGCCAAUGAGUUCUUCAGUGCCUAUAGUUACCCUCCACAUGAUGAGGGAAGAGAUGCCAUUUAGAAUGGGUCAUUGUGUUGAGGGGACUGUUUAUUUAAUAGUGAAUUCCAUUGAUCUAUUCAGCAUUGAAAAGUCUUGAGUUCAAAUUAGACCAGUACAUGUAGUAAUACAUGUCUGGGCAUUAAUGACAGAGCUGAGAGCGCUACAAGCAGGCAGUUUCUAGCACUGUAAGCUGUUAGGUAUCUUUCUCAUACUGAGUUGUAUAAGUAAUAAUCCAUUAUUUUAAUAAAAUAUGCAAAUAAAUGCCUGGCAAACAGUAUAUAUUUGUUAUAACUAUUGCAGAGCAUUCUGAAUAUCUGGAAUGUACUUCGCUCAGAAAUGGAUUUAGUACUAGGUAUAGUUUGCACUACUUCUGAUUUGCUCUGGAUUUUUUUAAUGGUUCUUUGGUAUGCUUUCUUGUAGCAAAGCUGUCUGAUACCAAUUUAUUUAAUAUUAAAAAAGGAGAAACAGCCACAAAGUACAUCCUAAAAACUUUGUAAGCUACCUUCUUUUUAGUCUUGUUCAGAACGUUUGAUACAUUAAAAACACAGCUUUCAGAUUUAUCCUUAUGAAGAAAAGAUCGCUUUACACACUUCUCUCUGCACAAAAGUGCACAGGACUGCUUUUUGCCAACCUCUUCCUUGUGCACGUAUUGGAAUGCGUAAAAUGGCAGAGUACUGUGUUUUAAAUAACAUAGUUCAUACAUUAGAAGUAAAAAAGCAAGGACUUAGGAUGGUGUCAAGGCUUUUAUGGCUCAGAACCUGUUCUCCAAAAAACCACUUUGAAGACAAAGGUGGUUCCUGAGGGUAACUGUAAUAGCCCGCAAGGGUUGCAAAUAGUAGUUGCGAUGAGUAAAACACUGAGGAGGGAUGUAUAUAAAUGUGACUUUCCCUUUUGUUUCCUUCCAACUCGUUUGAUCAGAAUCCUGUUCUGAAUAUUUCAGAAAGCAGAUAACGUAAGAUGUCACUCCAUGUUUGUCUGAACAAGGAGGAAGACUUGAAGUAUGCUGUGCGCUUUGCAUUAUUGUACUUUAGUGGGUCAUUCAAGCCUAACUGUUGGGACUUCAUGCUGCUACAGGGAGGCUGUCUUUCGUGGGAUAUACCAUAAGAUAACUUCUGGGGGAAUUUGGAUAUGUUGAUUGUGUUAGGCCUGUUGGACUUGAAAGUGUACCUCUUCUUAAAUAACUGGGGUUUUCUAAUGCUCUCUAGGUAUAGUUUGACUCUGCCUCCAAGAAGUUAUUGGAAUUGAAUGUUUUUUUUUAAUUUUGGAUACACGUACUGGAGAAAUCUCAGUUCUGUGCACAUAGUGGUGGAAUACUUGUAGGUAAAAGUAACAAAUGGACUUUUUUUAAAAAAAAAAAAAACAACCACACACACAAAAAACAAACCACCAACAAAACUUCUGACUACAAGAUUGAAUACAGGGUGUGUCCCCGUCUGGGUUUUUUUGAUGUGUGGCAGGGAGGGUGGGGUUACAAUUAGAAUAGUAGGCACUGUGGAUCGGUGCUUAAUUUGUACAUAAAAAGGAAAACUUUGUUUUGGGUAGUUUGUAUUGUAAGGACAACAUCUAAAGGCACUGUGUAUCAGUCAUUUAUUUCCAUGUAAAAGAUUAUAUUUUUUGAGUAAUGGAAACUGUACAUGUUAUCAUUUAUACAUUACUGAUAGGUAGGAAUAUAGAAAACCUGUUGCUAUUACUCUGAAGUUGUAUCUGACUUGUCAUUGAUAUAUAUGUCACUGCAUCACUACUUUAUGCAGAUUCUCAUGAUCAUUUAUUUAAAGAGAUUGUAGUAACUGGUAGAGUUACAACAGGAAUAGUAACAUCAAAACUUUCAGUAUCUUUCAAACCUGUAUCCUUGUGAUUAAGUUUAAUCCUUUACCAAAUGUUUGGCUGGAAUUUCAUCUUGGAGCAAUGACAAAAUAGGUGCUGGAACAGAUUUCCCUCACCCCAACCCACACUUUACAUUAUUUAUUUAAUAGGUCUUGUUUUGUAUGUUAUGUUUUUCCCCAUAACAGGUUUGUGCCUUUUAUUGGAUAUUUAUUUAAAAGGAGCUACUAUAAUUUAGGUUGUUCAGGCUUUUUUUCAGAUGUAUUCUUGUACAGCUGUUCCUUUACAUGAGUUCCUUCAUUUUAUAAGAAUACGGAAUGUGUGGAAAAUAUACUAGCCACAAACUGGAAAAAAAUUUUGAGGGUUUAUGUUCUAUGAAUUAAUAAUUUUUUAAAAAGAAGCCUAAGCACAAGACUGGCUGUGUGAUAUUUUAAUUGUGGAACUUCACAAUUUGUUAAUACACAAACUGUUUGUUUUUUAAAAACUGCUCAUAUCCAAUUAUUUGAUGAAACAAGUUUUGGAAAAAAAAUAAACUUUGGCACA
Molecule: messenger RNA, 6321 nt
Organism: Gymnogyps californianus (California condor)
Lineage: Eukaryota; Metazoa; Chordata; Aves; Accipitriformes; Cathartidae
Product: phosphatidylinositol-binding clathrin assembly protein-like
Exons: 22
Coding region: 37-2061 (674 amino acids)
Biological process (GO): clathrin coat assembly; synaptic vesicle budding from presynaptic endocytic zone membrane; clathrin-dependent endocytosis
Cellular component (GO): extrinsic component of presynaptic endocytic zone membrane; synaptic vesicle; clathrin-coated vesicle
Molecular function (GO): phosphatidylinositol-4,5-bisphosphate binding; 1-phosphatidylinositol binding; SNARE binding
Source: RefSeq, a predicted model, not a curated record